Diversispora eburnea is the source of this 441-nucleotide messenger RNA. The record is from the annotation of a GenBank genome assembly. NCBI's taxonomy places the organism in Eukaryota, Fungi, Glomeromycota, Glomeromycetes, Diversisporales, Diversisporaceae.
AUGUCAGAACCAAAUCCCAAUAAACAACUUAAUAGAGAUUCUUAUCAACCUCUAAAUGUCAAAGGACUUAAUAUCACAGCCGAAGCCAAAGCUAAAGGAGAAGGUACCUCAGAUACUUUACAAAGAGGUGGACUUGGUAAAAAACAUGAAGAAAAAGAAUUAGGACUUGGCGAUAUUCCCAGAAAUAGAGGUAAAAAAAUGAGAGAAGAGAAAGAAUUUGAAGAAGUUAGAGAAGAAGUUAAUCCAAAUUCAAAUAAAUUAUUAGAACCCCCAGAUGGAGAAUUAUUUGAAUAUUUUUUAUUUGGAGGAAUUUUGGAUCGAACUUCUGAAUUAAGAAAUUUAAAUUUUCAAACGAGGAAUCUGGGGAAUUUACAAAUGACUACUGAUACUGCAAUACAUGUUACUAAAAGAAUCGUGGAAGAUAAAGGUGAUGCCAUUUAG